GCCUGCUUGUUCGCUCGUCCGCUGGCCUGUUGGUUAGCUGUUCCUAUGGGGUGGCCAGUAUAGCCGGCUGCUGGUUCCUGUGUCCCCUCUCUCAGGGCCGUUGCGGCAAGCUGCGCUCUUCCCCUCGCCCGUCAGGCACUUUCCCAGUGAUGGUGGCGAGACGAAGGCUCGGACAGCCGAGGCCGGAGAAGGAGGCUACCGAGGCCGUGUGGAGCUAUAGUAGCUGUAGAAGAGGAGGAACGGGUCAAAAGCUUCAAACGAAGAGGAUACAUCCAACCACUGUUGUAAAUGUACGAUGAUGGUUACUCUUCGAUAAUGCCGCGCCACUUCUGUUACUAGUACCACUACAAUAGUCACUAAGUAGCUCAAUAUUAUGCUAGCAGGUCAUGCAGUGCGUAACGUCAAAGCGUAACAUAAGUGUAUAGAAGACGGCGACGGCAGUGUGCGCAAAUUACAGAAUUGUGCCUAAUGACCCUUUGCUUAGUCAACCCGUUGCCUGAAUGGCAGACGGCAAUAGUACUGAAGAAAUUCGGUUCUUAGAAGCGAAUUAUAUUUGAUUCGACAUAGCAUUGUUUAGGAAAUUGGAGUCUGUUUUUUUAACCAGCACUCGGAUAUCGAGUUUAGCUUGUUUUACUUUUUUCAACGCAGGUCCUUUUAAAACUUGAAGACAUGUGGAUUUAGACGCCAGGGUCUGCGCAGAGGCUUGACGGUUACCUUUGUGUGUGAGUGUGUCAGUGCUGAUGUUCGUGCAAUAGUAAUCUUGUGGAGCCGCAAUGGUGUCUAAGGAUACGUUCAUCAAAUAAAUAUUUAAAGGCAUAGCCUCAAUGCAGCCUUGCUAUCGGGUUUCGUGACGCAUGCCAAGUUAGUUGUUCAGGAAAACAACGAGUGCAGUUUCAAACAAACAACUCUCCUUCGAACUUGAUCGAGUGUUCCCGUACGUCACGAGCAGGAAGCGCAACGCAUUCGGAGAAAGAGACGUGGUCCUCUCAACCCCUCUUCCCCUCUACGAGACGCCGGUGACAAGCCUAGGCCGCAAGUAGUACGAGCUUAUUAGCCAAAUAGAUAGCUAUCCGCGGCUCUGUUCAGGGAACCUAACUAGCACACGCAUGCAUAUAUAUCAAUAAAGGCAAACAGAGGAGAUACAAGACCGUGCACUGCCGAAGCAAUCAGUCGAUUUAAUCGACAUUGCUCUUCAUUCCUUGGGGCAGGUCUCUCAAGACCUCGAGCGUCGAACCUCAAAACUUUUCGUAAUUCGCCAAGCCUGGAAAAAUUGAUUUAUAUCUGCUCAGCACGCAUUGAGUGUUGACCAUGAGUUGUAUACAUGUACAGAGAUGGCGUUUCGUAGAACAGAAGUGAAUGUAGAUGACGCAAGAUAACCAACAUUUUACAAAGGAAGCGCGCGUUUUUGUCGGCUGUCAUGAUUAACAUGGUGGCAACCGAAGGCGCUGCUGGAAAUACGCAACAGGCCAACAAAGGUAAACAGCAAUAGUAGCAUUCGUAAAAGUAGUCCGCAUCAACAACAGUUGGCUAGGGCCUGGCUGUACGGCUGCAUCACCUUGUUGGUACGUUUGGCCUUCUCAAGAAUAUCCGCCUCUCGCAGUUUCGGUCUCUUCAUAGCCACAUUCAACGGCUGUGCAUAAUCAACUACAGAAAAGAUUUCAGAAGGUUGAACCAACCGCACUCGCUAUCUGCGAUAGACGCACGACGACGGCUAUAUUUUUCGAUUGAAGGGUUUGCCCUUCUAUUCCGUUACCCUCUUCUUCUUUUUCUGCCCGUCCUCUUCUUCCCCCAGCGACUUAGCAACGAAUAAAAGACGGUACUGCCUCUUCUACCAUCUCCUUGCCGCAGUGACGGGAGCAACCCGGAGAAGCCGCCGUUUUCAAGACGCGAUGGCUAAGCAGCGCCGGUCGCGCAGUUCUUCUAGGCAAAGGCAUUCGUCCAACAGCGGUGGGGGAACCAACGGGGGAACUCACAAUCAUUGCGACAGCCACAAACGUGGACGAGGAGCGCAAUGCUGUCGCCGAUUCACCGCGUUUCUGUUCUCGCACGUCGGCCUGUGCGCGCUAGUUGUCGGUUACGCUGUAUUGGGUGCGUUUGCAUUCCGCGCGCUAGAGGCACCCCACGAAGUUCAACGUGCCGAUGAGGUACAACGGUUAAGGGAUGCCACCGUUGACAGACUAUGGGAGAUAACCGACCGGUAUAAUGUACUCUACCGAGAAAACUGGACCGUCGAAGUGGGGCGUGAAAUGGCCGAGUUUCAGCGAGGACUGAUCGAAGCUGUCAAAGACGGUUAUGACGGAAGACCUAGUGGGCAGGGCCAACGUUGGACUCUCUCCGGCGCAUUUCUCUACUCGCUCACGGUUAUUACCACCAUAGGUUACGGAGAUAUUGCACCCAGAACGCAACUGGGAAAAAUCGUCACGAUGCUAUACGCUAUUAUAGGAAUACCCCUGAUGCUGCUUUACCUCACUAAUGUCGGCGACAUUCUCGCCAAAGCCUUCAGGUAUACGUACGGAAAGCUAUGUUCGUGUUGUCGAGCUUCACCCGUCAAGAGUCCGCCCGGAACGGGUUCGCUCUCGUUGGCACAGAACACACUUGCAAGAAUGAAUAGCCAGAACAGCUACUCCAGUUACCGAAUGGUGCAGCAGAGUCCGCAACUCGCUAAGCAUAAUUCUCCAUUGAAUCACUACUCGGUAGACCCUCCAGAGAAAGUAGGAGGGUCUGUACGUCAGCAAACUCAGACCACACAGAUUCUUGACUUUAAUCAGACGCCACAUGACACCGUUGCUGCACAACACUUCGAUGAUAUGACGCCUGAUGAGCUCGGCGGAAACAAUAGACAAGCUUCACACGCUAUAGGCGGUGUAUCAGGAGGACCGAUGCUUCCUUCAAUGGAUAAUGCUGGUCCAAAGUUUGAUAACGGCCCAGUUGGGCUGUAUACGUCACGCGGGUUUCAGCCUGUACCUCCAUCCUAUCCGAUCGGUCCCUCGCUGGGCUUGGCAGGUUUUGAAGGAUCCCGAGGUCGCGAAGAGGAGCGAAUCGCUGUACCAAUUCCGCUAUGUGUUCUGAUUAUGGUAGCGUAUAUCUCUGGCGGAGCAGUUCUCUUCUCGCUUUGGGAGGACUGGGGCUUCCUUGAAGGAGCCUACUUCUGUUUCGUCACCUUGUCUACAAUAGGAUUUGGUGACUUCGUGCCAGGCGUGUCUGACACGGGUAGUCAAGAAAAGUUGGUUAUCUGCUCGUUGUAUUUACUCGCGGGCAUGGUUCUAAUUGCCAUGUGUUUCAGUCUGAUGCAGGAAGAAGUUAUUUAUAAGGUCCGAAACUGUGGCAAGCGGAUAGGGCUCAUUCGCAAUUCAGAUAGCGGAAUGGGCCUGGGAAGUUGUCCCUUACAAGAUUUCUACCCCCCGCCAUUGCCACCGUCCCUCAGUCGUCAUCACCAUCAUCAUCAACAACAGCAGCAACAGCAGAAUAUGAUCGGACUCGGAAUGGUUGACCCGCAAGAAUUAACCGGACUAACUGCUGGAAUGGCCUUAAAUGUAUCAGGCGAUGGAAUUGACGAUAACAGAGUUGUCAGCCCUCACAAUGACUAUUCCUGGUAAAUAUCAACAGUCUGGCCAGUUAAGAGCAGAACUUAGCAUCAAAUGCACUAUAAACCUUUAAUUUAUCAGUAAUUUAUUGCCGAUACGCCAACGCCAUUAGUCUGUACUGGCCGCCAUAGAAUAGAACAGAGGGAGUGAUGUCAUCGCCUUCGUCAAAAAUUCUGCUCCAAAAAGCAAAUUGCGCCUUUCAUGGGAAAGUCGCUGCAGAUUGCGGCUGAAUUCAACGAUGGGAUUCAGCGAUGAAUCAAGCUAGCAUCCAAAGCUGUCGCCACACAUUGGGUGCAAUAUAUAGUAUUUAUAGUUUAGGGUUUGUUGUUAAGUGAAGCUGCCUGUUAAGAUUUAAUUAAUUUGCCGCUAACUGACCCGGCCCUAUUGACUCUGUAGUAUUAGUUUACCGGAUAACUAUAUAAAAUGAUGGCUCUGCUCUGCUCGUUAAUGAUAAUUGAGCCUCUAUUGAGUGACUUAGUAGUACAUCUUGGCUCAUAUGGCUAGUGAUAUGAUAAUUUUGUCAACGGUGCCAAAAUAAUGUAGUGUAUAUUGUAAAUGGGUAGGCGUUUAUUUUGCCCUGGGAUCUGAAUUGUAAUUUCGUUGGUCUGAUGACCCGUUUAACUUUUCGAAACGAAGAGCUCUGUAUAUUUUAAAAACAAUCUUCUCCAGUUAAGCUUGAGAUUUAUCUUCAGAUAGUUCUCCAUGUCGGUUUUAUUUGGUUAAUUGGAAGUGCCUGGGUCGAUUAACAAGCCGAAUCUGUGCAUAUGAUGAAUGAACUGACUUUUUUUUCAAUGAAGUUGAGGACUGAUCAUCCAAGAAAAGAAGGAACGAUCGAUCGCGAAGCCAGUUAUCACUCCGCUUUAUGCUAUCUGCUCUUCAGCGAAGACUAUUAACGGAAUCCAUCAAUUAUAUGGUCUACACAUUAGAUACGUUUGAUCGACAUUCCUCCCGAGUCCAAUUUACUGUAAAUAUAUAUAUAUAUAUAUAUAUAUAUAUAGUAAUGCCGAACAAGAUAUGUAGAUUUGCAGCUACGUACUGCUCUGUAAAUAAUCGGAGCCUGCCGGUGCUAGAGCACUGCAGCAACGCUAAAUCUAUCGCCAGUACCGAACGCUUGAUCUACGGUAAUAGUUGAACAUCAGCUCUAACUGAUAUAUUGGUAUACGAUAGCUUACGGUCCUAUACGGAAAUAAACACGUACAUACACAUAAACAGUUACCGGCGAAUGAAUGGUUGCUGUGGGAUUAUUUCAUAAUACAAUUGUAUUAUAGAACUGUACAUUUGUUCAUGAUUAACAUCCAUUGAGAAUUCAUGCAACGGUCUUGUAAAUUUGUUACUUUUUAUGGUAUGUUAAUUUUUUGACUCAUGCCUCUUGUAUCAUGACGGGGUAAUAGUACACAGGCACAGAAGGGGUGAGCUAAAUAGUUGGAAAGUACCAGGGAAGCAAAUUGGCGAUGUUUAUUAUUAAAUAUUUUGUAACAUACAUACGUAUGUAUAGAGAUACUGAAAGAUUAUUGUCAUCAAUGAAGUCUAGGAAGAAAAAAUAGAUUCGCGUAUAACAAUAAAACGGUAGGUACUUGCACAGCAAGGCGAUAGAUUCACCUCUAGUUAUUUCAAACAUAUAUACAAUUUAACACGACCACUAUGAGAAGCACAG
This is a messenger RNA of Varroa destructor (honeybee mite), 5238 nucleotides long. RefSeq names its product potassium channel subfamily K member 18-like. NCBI's taxonomy places the organism in Eukaryota, Metazoa, Arthropoda, Arachnida, Mesostigmata, Varroidae. Gene Ontology annotation, cellular component: plasma membrane. Gene Ontology annotation, biological process: potassium ion transmembrane transport; stabilization of membrane potential. Gene Ontology annotation, molecular function: potassium ion leak channel activity; outward rectifier potassium channel activity. The record is from RefSeq and is a predicted model, not a curated record.